Diprion similis is the source of this 2304-nucleotide messenger RNA. RefSeq lists its product as uncharacterized. The transcript has 3 exons. Lineage: Eukaryota; Metazoa; Arthropoda; Insecta; Hymenoptera; Diprionidae. Gene Ontology annotation, cellular component: nucleus. Bases 605 to 2119 code for a protein of 504 amino acids. The record is from RefSeq and is a predicted model, not a curated record. Gene Ontology annotation, molecular function: DNA binding.
ACAAGGAAGGUCACGUUACUGUACCCCCACAACCUGGGUCAAAAAAAUUAUAUUUUGUAGUUCACACCAAAGUAUAAACCCUCACAAAAAAUUAGCGGCCCACUCGCAUAUUUAAGGGGUGAAAUUAAUUCUCAAAAAUCGGUGGUUUUUUCGUUUUUCGCUGAUAUCUUCGAAACAAAAAUAGAUACGGCAAAAGUUUAAAUAGCAAAGUUAUUCAUUUUUCAGUGCUCUGCAAUAAUACGCAGUCGAAAAUUAUAUAGAAUUUUUUUUAUUUUUUAUUUUAAUAAAAAACGGGUUUUAUUACACAUUUUUUUCUAUCUUUUCGUAAUAAACGUAAUUGUUUCGACUCCACAUUUAAUUAUAUUAAUCUACAUUUGUUUUUUACGUCUCAAGAGGUCAUGGAACCGGAGAGUUAUUUUUUUCAAACGCAAAAAAUUUUAUAGAUUUGAACUGAUUACAUGUUCUUAUCAUAAUCAAACUGUGAGGUCGACUGUUUGAAAUACGUUUUAUUUUUUCAUGAUAUCCUAUCUGAGAUGUUCAAUACCGUCUUAUCAGUAAAAAAUGAGGCUCUAUAUAAACUGACUCUUGCCUGAAUGAGAAUGAAAUGAAACUAGCAGAUACAAUUAAAGAGUUUUUAAUUGAAAGCAUAAACACAUACGCGAGAAUCGAAAUUGAAGAAGACGAAACCUUGGAUUUUCAAGAACAAUUCAAACACCAUGAGCCUGAAAGUGUAGAAGACAGUGAAUUGGAAUGGGAUUCAAUUUCAUCUGAUGAAGCAGCAGAUGACUCUCAAUGUACAAAAAAUGAAGAUGAGAUUUCAUUCGAUUACAAGAAGAAAGCUGUGGAGUUUUGGAGAAGUGGAAAAACAAAAAAUUUAAAUAUUCGUACAGUUGCACACCGUUUUAAAAAAGUGAUUUCUAAAACACAAUUGAAGUGUUGGGCUCAUCAAAUCAAUAAAGGUGGGACUUAUAAAGAAAAAUUAAAUGAGAUAUCUCAAUAUACUUUAAAUCGCUUCAUUGAAGCAACUGAAUGUGGCAAGAUCGUACACGAUAUUGAUUUGCGACGAUGGGCUUUAACCGCACAUAAAAAUUUCAUGAAUUCCGAUGCACGAUUCAAAGCGUCAAAAGAAUGGGUGAAUAAGUUCAAAAGAGCACAUCGCAUUACGUCUCGGAAAAUUACAAAAUUUAUUACCCGGAAAACUUUAGAAGAUUCAAAAAAUCUUAAAAAAACGGCUGAAGAGUUUACAAAUAACGUUAAAUCUGUUAUCAACGACCUUGGUCUGGAAAAUGUUUACAAUUCGGAUCAAAGUGGAUUUCAAUUUGAAAUGCAUUCUGGUCGCACUCUUGCAAACCAAGGAUCAAAAGAAAUUGAAUGCGUUGUUCAAUCAAUAUCUUCAACAACUCAUUCUUAUACGAUUCAACCAACGAUAUCCGCCGAUGGAAAAUUACUUUCACCGUUAUAUCUUGUAUUAAAAGAAAUCGGUGGUGACUUUGGCCCACGCGUAGAAAAAACGUUAUUCAAACCCACGAACGUUUUUGUUUCGGCAUCGAAAUCUGGAAAGUUAACAUCAGAUCAUUUCAAACAGUGGCUGACCGAAAUCUAUUUUCCGAAUGUUGGCGACAACAGUGCGCUUUUAAUCGACUCCUGGAGUGGACACUGUUCAGAAGUAGUUGAUGCAGUAACUCCUCCUAACAAAAAAAUUGUACUAAAAAUUAUUCCAAAAGGAACAACAGGACAAAUACAACCAUUAGAUGUGUUUGGUUUUCGAAUAUGGAAAAAUUUUGUUCGGCAUUUUUCAGAUAUAGUAAUUCUUUCCGGUAGCGAUAUAAAUCUGCAUUUGAGGAAUAACAUAAUCAAACUGCAGUCACUUGUUCACAAUCAACUGUCUUCCCCACGUUAUAUUAAUAUGCUUAAAUAUGCAUGGUACAAAAGUGGGUACAUAGAAAAAACACCCCCUGAGUUCAUCAAUCCGGUGACGUUUGGUUUUGGAGAUAAUUCGGAACCACGAUGUCACAUUUGUGGUGAUUUAGCUGUUAUAACAUGUUCGUGGUGCAAAAAACCUUUGUGUCUCAAACACUUCUUUGAGGAGUAUCAUUAUUGCAAUGAAUACAUUCCAUAAUACGAAAUGAAGAAACUGAUAAGUGCAUUGCCUGCUUUUUUUCCUGUCAUGAGUACUAGACAUUUUAAUAGCUAUAUAAUAUAUGAAUUAAAGGAUUCUAGAAAAUAAAAAACCGACAUGCAUAUUAAAUAAAGUUUUAUAUAAAAUGAAAGAAAAUCAUGUGAUACUUAUUCGCUUGUACUAAA